AAAAUUUAAUCAAACUAUACUGAUAGACGGAUUGUAAAACGAACUAAAAACUCGUCAAUUAGACUUAAGCUUUGCAUUAUCAUCAUCAUCGUCAUAACCAUCAUCGGCAUCAAGCAUAAGAAAUGACUAUGUUUCAGAAGCAUAACGCUGAGCAAACUGAUGUCUACCAAUAUGCUAUCGCUACAGCUUUCAUCUGUGCUGGUUUAAUGGGUUUAUGGCUUCACCUGAAGAAUCUUUCACGUUUAUCAGCAUUGAAUUCAAUCUUACCACGUAAUCUGGUGAAACUGCAUUAUUGCCUGGCUGUGGCUUGUUUGGGUAGUAUUUCGCCUUCUCCAUUCACUGCACUUGGUGCUUAUCUGAAAAGGUGGCCUUUUGGUAAUUUUGGUUGUCACUUAUAUGGAUUUCAUGGGAUGUUUUUUGGAAUGACAUCAAUCUAUCUAUCCUGCUUCAUUUGUUUUUUCACUGCAGUCGAUAUACUAAAUUUGAAACACGUUCGAUGUCUAACACCAAAAAGAUGUAACUGCGUCAUUUAUGGAAUUUGGGGAAUCGGACUAUUAUGGGCUGUUUUGCCAAUUUUUGGAUAUAGCAAAUAUACACUGGAACCCCAUCAAACAUCCUGCUUACUUGAUUGGAAUAAUUUGAAUGAAAAUCAUAAUAUGGCAUAUUUGUAUGCAUUAUGCAUAAUUGGUUAUGCACUUCCAGUGGGUAUGGCAAUCUGGUCUCAGUAUAUGAUGAUGACGCAACAGUCGAUGAGUAGUCCUAAGAAGACUGAGAAGAAUGAUGACAAAAUUAAAAUGCUGAUAAAGCUGAAUAAUUCAAUUCUGUUGAUCACUAUCGUUGGAUGGUUACCAUUUGGUGUGUUGACGUUAAACGCCUUACUGUCCAAUCCAAUAGCAAUCAGUCCAUUUAUAUACUACUUUCCACAAUUAAUGGCAAAAUUUGGUGAAGCACUGAUGCCUAUAGCUUACAGUGAAACUUUGAAACGAUUGGAAAACUGUAAAAAGACUGAAUGAAUGAAUGAAUGUGCAAACAGUAUUUCAAUGAUUGUUGACAAUAUAUUUAAUCAAUGUUCAAUUCUUUGCAGGUUAUUUAGUGUUUAAAUUUGAUGAAUAAAAUGUUGACAUGUAGUUGUUUA
Messenger RNA from Trichobilharzia szidati, 1135 nucleotides. NCBI's taxonomy places the organism in Eukaryota, Metazoa, Platyhelminthes, Trematoda, Strigeidida, Schistosomatidae. The record is from the annotation of a GenBank genome assembly.